Messenger RNA from Meriones unguiculatus (Mongolian gerbil), 3168 nucleotides. RefSeq names its product complement C8 beta chain (gene C8b). NCBI's taxonomy places the organism in Eukaryota, Metazoa, Chordata, Mammalia, Rodentia, Muridae. The record is from RefSeq and is a predicted model, not a curated record. Gene Ontology annotation, biological process: immune response. Gene Ontology annotation, cellular component: membrane attack complex. Gene Ontology annotation, molecular function: protein binding. The transcript is spliced from 13 exons. The coding region runs from base 135 to 1874 and encodes 579 amino acids.
AUGCAGGAGAUGUUCUAGGAUGGACCAUCCAGAGGAGAGAAGGGAACGAGGUCCCUUUGGGAAUCAAUGUGGAUCUGGUCGACGCGGGCGGUCGGGAGCCAGGGAUCCUCGGGGUGGAAGGUGCACACAGAGGCAUGUCGAGGUCUCCAUUGGACCUGUCGUCUGUGCAGCUCCGUGGCCGUUCUCCGAUUCAGGGUGAGAAGCCCGAUUUCUUGGAGACAAAUGCAGUCAACGAGAGCCUUGUCAAGAGCAGACCAGUGCGGAGCGUGGAGGUCACCCCAGCACCUGUGGACUGUGAGCUAUCCAGCUGGUCCUCCUGGACUGCGUGUGACCCCUGUCAGAAGAAAAGGUACAGACAUGCUUACUUGCUCCGGUCCUCUCAGUUCAAUGGGGAAUUAUGUGACUUCUCUGACAAGGAAGUUGAAGACUGUGUCACCAGCCGACCCUGCAGAAGCCAAGUGAGAUGUGAAGGCUUUGUGUGUGCACAGACAGGAAGGUGUGUGAAUCGCAGACUCCUCUGCAAUGGGGACAAUGACUGUGGAGACCAAUCUGAUGAAGCAAACUGUAGGAGGAUUUAUAAAAAAUGUCAACAGGAAAUGGAGCAGUACUGGGCAAUUGGCAAGCUAGCCAGUGGGAUAAAUCUGUUCACAAACACUUUCGAGGGCCCCGUCCUCGAUCACCGGUAUUAUGCUGGUGGGUGCUCCCCCCACUACAUCCUGAACACCAAGUUUAGGAAGCCAUACAACGUGGAAAGCUACACCCCACAGACCCAAGGCAAAUAUGAAUUUUCAUUUAGAGAAUAUGAAUCAUAUUCAGAUUUUGAACGCAAUGUGACAGAGAAAGCAACCAGCAAGUCUAGUUCCAAGACUGGUUUCAAAAUAGAUUCUAUCAUUGAGUUUGGAUUUAAGGAAGACAGCAAUGAAGACAAACAGUACAUUAGCAGAAUCAAAAGAUUUUCCCACACUAAAAGCAAGUUUCUGCAUGUGCACUCUGUCCUUGAAGUGGCACAUUACAAGCUGAAGUCCAGAAACCUCAUGCUCCACUACGAAUUCCUCCAGAGGGUCAAGAGCCUGCCCCUGGAGUACAGCUAUGGGGAAUACCGAGAUCUCCUUCGUGAUUUUGGGACCCACUUCAUCACUGAGGCCGUGCUUGGGGGCAUCUAUGAGUACACGCUUAUCAUGAACAAAGAUGCCAUGGAGCGAGCAGAUUAUACUCUUGACCAUGUUUCUGCCUGUGCUGGACACCGAUUCAAAGUUGGUGCUACCAUCUCUGUAGUAAACUUCAAGUUGGAUGUGUCGCAAAAGAACUGCAAUGACAUUCUGAAUGAAAUCAAAGACAGAAAUAAGAGGAACACCAUGGUGGAAGACUUGGUAGUUCUUGUGCGAGGAGGGGCGAGUGAAUACAUCACCUCCUUGGCGUACAGGGAACUGCCAACAGCUGAACUGAUGCAGGAAUGGGGAGACGCUGUACAGUACAACCCAGCAAUCAUCAAGAUCAAGGCCGAGCCCCUGUAUGAGCUUGUGACAGCCACAGACUUUGCCUACUCCAGCACCGUGAAACAGAACAUAAAGAAGGCGCUAGAAGAAUUCCAGAUGGAGGUCAGCUCCUGCCACUGUGCUCCUUGCCAAGCCAAUGGAAUCCCUGUCUUGAAAGGGUCACGUUGUGACUGCAUCUGCCCUGCUGGCUUCCAAGGCAUAGCCUGUGAGGUCAACAAUCGGGAAGACAUCCCCAUUGACGGAAAGUGGAGUUGCUGGUCCAACUGGUCUUCAUGCUCUGGAGGGCACAAAAGAAGACAAAGGCAGUGUAACAAUCCAUCGCCUCAGAAAGGAGGCAGCCUCUGUUCAGGCCCUGCUUCGGAAACGCUCAGCUGUUAGAGGAGGGAACACACCCAGCGGGUGACCUGACCCAGCAUGAGCUCUGGACCUCACAAACGCAGCCAGGCUUCCCACAACCAUCUCCCACACAGAGCUGCCACAUACACAAAAAAAGGCAAUGCCACUCUGCCUGUUAAAGAUUUUACUUUGUUCAGUGGCUGUUUAUUUGAAUAGGCAGUAGUUUGAACAAAACCCCAAGUCCUUGCAUGACAAACUUCCUUUGCUCACUCUGCACUCUUAUUACCCUCAUGGUCUAGGAGCGAGAAACCAUCUUGGUCACUACAUAGUGACAAAGGCAGAUAGUAGGUGUUUAAUAAUACAACAGUAAAUUGAUAAGAAGAUGUUCAACCCUUGGUAAGCACACAGUCUUGUUCAGUAAUAAUGACAGCCAGUCUCCAUGAAAUGAUUUCUAUGUACCACCCACCCAUUCCCAUGACAACCUCGCAAGACAAAUAUAAGGAAAGCAGGCUUGGGAGGCUGUAACGACUUUUUCCAGGUCAUACAAUUAGGAAAUGGCAGAAUCGUGCUGCAAACAAGGCUCCAGAAUUUUAAAUUCUCAACUAUGAGGCUUGUCUUCUUUUCUGAGCAAGCAUGUUGUUAGCAAAGAACUGUUCAUGAAAUAAAACGCAGCAGGAAGCUGUGUGUGCUUAUGGGGGGGGUGUGCACUGUGCAGGGGGGUGUGUGUGUGUAUGUGUGUGUGUGUGUGUACGAGUAUGAGUGUGCUCUUGUGCAUUUUAUGUUACUGACUGGUCUGUGCCUGCUGCCUUGCCAGGAGAGUGGCUUUGGCUCCCUUAGUUUCUUUGAUGCUGAGUGAUAGGCAUCGAAGUGUGUGGCAACAGAAAUCACAGAUCAGCCCUGGAUGGUGAUCAAUGACAGAGCAUGCCUGGGAGCCAAGGAAAACUGAUCACUCCAGGAGAUUGGAGGAUGGAAUGGAAAGAGAAGGUCGCUGUGGCUAGAAUAUAGGUCAAGGGGCUGUUGGCUGUGGGGUAUGCUCUGCCAUCCCUCCAUCCCUCCUCUGAGAUACUGUCUGCACAUUCCACUUUGUACACUGGGCUUUUGUGCAAAUCCUAUUUAAGGGGAUGAGAGCUUGAAGAGGUCAAUGGGACAGCUACUGAUGUCCAGGCUCUCAACAUCAUUUUCCUUUAGUGCUAAGUGGGUAAGUUCCAUAUUUCUUAUACAUUCCCUCUUUUCAUUGCUCUGUUUGCCCGUGGGCAUGUCUCCCUGAUUGAGGAACUCCAGGAAAGUUGCUUCUUGAAAUAAAAUGGAUCUGGAAAAGCAGUUUGCUAAAGGUAAA